Messenger RNA from Phyllostomus hastatus (greater spear-nosed bat), 957 nucleotides. RefSeq names its product taste 2 receptor member 39 (gene TAS2R39). Gene Ontology annotation, biological process: G protein-coupled receptor signaling pathway; sensory perception of taste; detection of chemical stimulus involved in sensory perception of bitter taste. NCBI's taxonomy places the organism in Eukaryota, Metazoa, Chordata, Mammalia, Chiroptera, Phyllostomidae. Gene Ontology annotation, cellular component: membrane. Gene Ontology annotation, molecular function: G protein-coupled receptor activity; bitter taste receptor activity. The record is from RefSeq and is a predicted model, not a curated record. The transcript has a single exon. Bases 1 to 957 code for a protein of 318 amino acids.
AUGACUGAGAGGUGCAGUCCCCCAGAAGAGUUGUCCUCCUUGCACACCAUCUUACUUUUCACAGUUGUAGGCAUCGAGUGCAUCAUUGGUAUCAUUGCGAAUGGGUUCAUUGUGGCUGUACAUGCAGCUGAAUGGAUUCAGAUUAAGGCAGUUUCCACAACUGGCAGGAUCCUGGUUUUCCUGGGUAUAUCCAGGCUAGUUCUCCAAGGCUUCAUGAUGCUAGAAAUUACCAUCCGCUCAACAUCUCCACAUUUUUAUAAUGAAGACAGUGUCUAUGAUACAUUCAGAGUAAGUUUCAUGUUCUUGAACUAUUAUAGCCUCUGGAUUUCUGCCUGGCUCAGUUUCUUCUACUUCGUGAAGACCGCUGACUUCUCCUGCUCCCUCUUCCUCAAGCUGAAGUGGAGAAUCACUGGGCUGAUGCCCUGGCUUCUGCGGCUGUCAGCGCUUACCUCCUUGGGCUAUAGUAUUCUCUUCUCCAAGGGCAUCUACACCAUUUACUGUAACAGUUCUGUGCCUGUCCCCUCCUCCAACGCCACUAAGAAACAAUACUUCACCGAGACCAAUAUGGUGAACCUGGCUCUGCUCUAUAACCUGGGGAUCUUCAUCCCUCUCAUCAUGUUCAUCCUGACAGCCACCCUGCUCAUCCUCUCUCUCAAGAGACACACUCUACGCAUGGAAAGCAACGCCACAGGCUCCGGGGACCCCAGCAUGGAGGCCCACGUGAGGGCCAUCAGAGCUACCAGCUACUUUCUCAUUCUCUACACUGUCAACGCAGUUGCUGCUUUUCUCUAUAUGUCCAACAUCUUUGAUGACAGCAGCUCCUGGAAUAGUCUGUGCAAAGUCGUCAUGGCUGCCUACCCAGCUGGCCACUCGGUGCUGCUGAUUUUGGACAACCCUGGGCUGAGAAGAGCCUGGAGGCGGCUGCAGUCUCGAGUUGAUCUCCACCUAAAAAAGUAA